Molecule: messenger RNA, 1159 nt
Organism: Chanos chanos (milkfish)
Lineage: Eukaryota; Metazoa; Chordata; Actinopteri; Gonorynchiformes; Chanidae
Product: N(4)-(Beta-N-acetylglucosaminyl)-L-asparaginase
Exons: 10
Coding region: 239-1114 (291 amino acids)
Biological process (GO): protein deglycosylation
Cellular component (GO): cytoplasm
Molecular function (GO): N4-(beta-N-acetylglucosaminyl)-L-asparaginase activity
Source: RefSeq, a predicted model, not a curated record
UGAGUUUUUGUGUUUGUUCAGUGUGUGUGCAAGCUAUCUGAUCAAUCUGGCACCAAAGCAGUUGAUAUAUAUGUGCGGUACAUCCGCGUUGCGUAAGAGGUUUUCCUGAACCGUUGUAUGGUUCUCUGUAAAGAAAUCAAGACUUUAACACCACACGCCACUCUGUAUGGCUGCCAACUGGCCGUCUUGCAUUCCUCCAGAAGACGCAAAAACAUGAUGUUUUUCGCUUGACCAACAAAUGAUUAAAAAGAGGAUGGCGGCAGUGGGAACUUGGUCUUUCUCGCAGCCUGCAGUAGAGAGAAUGCGAAGUAUGAUUUUAGCUGGUCAGAAUGCCACUGAUGUAGUGGAGCAGGCACUGGCAGAGGUUGAGGAUGAUAAGGAGACAGGACGUCACAUCGUGGGAAGAGGAGGGUUUCCUAAUAACCGGGGUGUAUUAGAAUGCGAUGCGGCGAUUAUGGAGGGAGUACCGGGGAGAUUCGGUGCUGUUGCUGCGUUACGAGGGGUAGGAAUGCCAUGUCGUGUGGCUCGUAAGGUGAUGGAGAAAAGCAACCACAGUCUGCUGGUGGGAGAGGGAGCUCUGGCCUUUGCUGUAGAACAGGGCUUCAGUGUGGAACCCAAUGAAAAUCUGCUGACAGCUAGUUCUCUCACUGCCUAUCAGGAAUUUUUAGAGAAGAAUAGGACAAUGAGAGGACAUGAUACAAUAGGCCUCAUCGCGCUGGACCUCAUGGGAAACAUUACAGUGGGAGUUUCCACUUCUGGAGUCCCAUUCAAGUCCCCAGGGCGGGUGGGAGACUCUCCCCUGCCAGGCAGCGGCCUGUAUGCUGACCAUACGGUUGGAGCUGCAGCAGCUACAGGAGAUGGGGAUAAAAUCAUGUGCUACUGCCCAAGUUUCCAUGUUGUCCAACUCAUGAGACAGGGCUUCUCUCCCAAAGAGGCGUGUCGUAGAGUCCUUGCUGACAUCACACAGAGAACAGGCCAGGACAAAUGCUUUGAGAUUGGACUUAUUGCUUUGAACACGAAGGGAGAGGUGGGCGCUGUUUCCUCAGUGGAGUUCCCUUACACAUCCUGGACCCAGAAGGCUGAUUCAGUGGAGAGACAGAUUUCCUCUCCAUAGAUUAUAUUAUUUCUUCAGACUCAGCCCUUCUGUACUUGUUUUACA